CAAAAUGUUCAUGUUUGUUGUUUUUUGUAGAGCAAGCUAUCGUCGUGCACCAGCCUGCCUCUGUCUGACAGUUUAGGUUUCAUUUUCUUUGAAAGGAAAUCUGUUUAUAUUUCCCCGUCUGUCCUUUAACGCCAACGUUAGCUGUUAUUCGCCACGUCUAUGCAGCGGUUGGUAUGGAGGAACGCAACAAAUACAGCUUCGGCAGCAGCUUUGCAUUUGGUACACCCAAACUUCUCCCCUCCGCUCCAUCUACUUCAGCCAAACCUGCUAUCAGAAUGACAACGGGUGCCCUCAGCACACUUACAGACGUCAGUUCAAUAGAGAGAAGUGAGAACAAACCUUUGUUUACAUUCCCAGCUAAAGCAUUGCAAAACCUGCUAGCAGCACAGCAGCGGGUGCCAAAGAUGCUCUCAGCACAGUUACAGAUGUCAGUUCAACAGAGAAGAGAGCUCAAACCUUUGUUUGCAUUCCCAGCAGCUCAACCAAAGUUGGAAUCUCAAUGGAGAGACAUGGAGUGGACAGAAGAGCAAAAGACAAGUCUGAUGAAGACCAUCAGCUCCUACAGGCCGAUCUGUCACGAGGUGACUCAGGCUCGGGUUCUCCUUCUGGGCCCGGUCGGUUCUGGAAAGUCCAGCUUUGUCAGUUCAGUCCAGUCGGUGUUCAAUGGAAGAGUCACCAACCGGGCCAUGGUGGGCUCCUCCUUGACCAGCUUCACCAAGAAGUCCUUCCACAUCCAUUGUCAGAAGGGAGAGGAUCCUACUGGACUGGUGCUGUGUGAUAUUGUGGGCCUGGGGGGUGGAGAGAUGACCGGACUGACCCUCUAUGACAUCCUGUCUGUCAUUAAAGGUCAUGUACCUGAGGGACACAAGUUUAGCCCAGAUCAGCCAGUGAGGUCUGAGACUGUGGGCUAUGUGAAGAAGCCAAGCCUCAAAGACAAGAUCCAUUGUGUGGCCUUCGUGGUGGACGGCUCUAAAAUCCUGACCUACCCCAAAGGACUUAGCACCACCUUCCAGCAGCUCCGAGAGCACAUCAGUGAGCUGGGUGUUCACCAGGUGGCUCUGCUGACCCACGUAGACCAAAUUUGUCCAGAAACAGCCAAAGAUGUCACCAAGGUUUAUGAGAGCCGCAUCAUUCGGGACAUGAUGAGUAAAGCUGGAGCUUUGUUAGGUAUGUCCACCUCCUACAUCGUCCCGGUGAAGAACUACUCGUCAGAGCUGGACCUGGAUGCGAGCACUGAUGUGCUUCUGCUUAGUGCGGUCGACCACAUCCUGCAGUAUGCUGAACUGUAUUUCCAGGACAAUACACCACAGCACACAGGGCCAAAGAUAGUAUAAAACAUUCAUGUCUGAGCUUUUGAAAUACGUCUUUCAAACAAUAUUAAGAAAGUCAUCAUUCACAUUUAAAUAACCAUUUAUUGUUUUAUGUCAAACGUUAAAGAGCAACCUCAGAUGAGGGAUUUUGAGUUCAGCCACACCUAGUGGUUAUAUCAAAUAACUUUCUCAUAAUGGUUUUUUAUAAAAUUAUAAUGGACCAAAUGGUAUAGUUCAGAAUAAAAUCAGAAGUUUGUGAUAUUUAA
This is a messenger RNA of Sander lucioperca (pikeperch), 1576 nucleotides long. It is a transcript of the gene ifi44g, whose product is annotated as interferon induced protein 44g. The record is from RefSeq and is a predicted model, not a curated record. NCBI's taxonomy places the organism in Eukaryota, Metazoa, Chordata, Actinopteri, Perciformes, Percidae. The transcript has 9 exons. Bases 174 to 1334 code for a protein of 386 amino acids.